Felis catus (domestic cat) is the source of this 1248-nucleotide messenger RNA. RefSeq names its product zinc finger protein 569-like. Gene Ontology annotation, biological process: negative regulation of transcription by RNA polymerase II. The record is from RefSeq and is a predicted model, not a curated record. NCBI's taxonomy places the organism in Eukaryota, Metazoa, Chordata, Mammalia, Carnivora, Felidae. Gene Ontology annotation, molecular function: DNA-binding transcription repressor activity, RNA polymerase II-specific.
CAAAAAAAACCACAAUGGAGAAACAUCCCAUGUGUGUAAGGAAUGUGGGAAGGCUUUCAGCCAGCUUUUAAAACUGAGGACACAUCAGAAAGUUCAUACUGGAAAAAUGCAUUACAGUUGCAGUGAAUGUGGGAAAGCCUUCACCGGAAACACUCACUUGUUCAGCACCAGAGAGUUCACACUGGAGAACGGCCUUAUGGAUGUGGCUAGCGCGGAAGGCCUUCACUCGCAGCUUCCAUGUUUUUCGGCACCAGAAAGUUCACAACACAGAAAGACCUUAUGAGUGUAGACAGUGCCGGCGAGUCUUUAGCUGUGUUGCCGAUUUUGUUGAGCACGAGAAAAUACACACGGGGGAAAGGCCUUAUGAGUGCAAAGAAUGUGGGAAAGCCUUCAUUAACAGCUCUCAUCUUGUUCGGCAGCAGAAAGUUCACAACACAGAAACGCCUUUUGAGUGCAGUGAAUGUGGAAACGCUUUCUGGCAAACCUCCAAACUUAUUCUGCACCAAAGGAGUCAUAAUGGAGAAAGACCUUAUAAAUGCAACCAAUGUGGGAAAGCCUUCAGUUGCCCCUCCAACCUUGUUCCACACCAGCGAAUUCACACUGGAGAAAAGCCUUAUGAGUGUUUGGAAUGUGGGAAAGCCUUCAGUCAAAGCUCUGCCUUCAUUCAGCACGAGAAGGUUCACACUAGAGAAAGGCCUUAUAAGUGUAGUGAAUGUGGAAAAGCCUUCGGCUAUAGCUCUAACCUUGUUAAACACCAGAAAGUUCACACUGGAAAAAGGACGUAUGAGUGCAGUCAGUGUGGGAAAGCUUUCAGUGAAAGCUCCAUCCUCAGUCAGCACCAGAGAGUUCACACUGGAGAAAAGCCUUACGAGUGUAACAAAUGCGGAAAAGCUUUCCGCUACAGCUCAAACCUCUCUAAACACCAGAAGGGUCAUAUUGGAAAAGAGCCUUUGGAGUGCAGUGGACAUAGGAAAGCCUUCAGCCAGAGCGCUAGCCUCACUCAGUACCAGAAAGGUCACACCAAAGAAAACACUUAGGAGUGUGGCAAAUGUGGAAAACCACUAACUAGCUGGGGCUUUCACCUUGCUCACCUUAAAAGGAUUCACGCCUAAGAAAACUUCUGUGAUGGGGCACCUGGGUGGCGCAGUCGGUUAAGCGUCCGACUUCAGCCAGGUCACGAUCUCGCGGUCCGUGAGUUCGAGCCCCGCAUCGGGCUCUGGGCUGAUGGCUCGGAGCCUGGAGCCUGUU